This is a messenger RNA of Chinchilla lanigera (long-tailed chinchilla), 5234 nucleotides long. RefSeq names its product La ribonucleoprotein domain family, member 6 (gene Larp6). Gene Ontology annotation, molecular function: mRNA binding. NCBI's taxonomy places the organism in Eukaryota, Metazoa, Chordata, Mammalia, Rodentia, Chinchillidae. The record is from RefSeq and is a predicted model, not a curated record. The transcript has 3 exons. Gene Ontology annotation, biological process: RNA processing. The coding region runs from base 158 to 1639 and encodes 493 amino acids. Gene Ontology annotation, cellular component: nucleus.
CGCGGGGCGGGUCCCCUGCACUCCCGUCGCUCCCAGCCCCUCCCGGGGACGCGCUCGCGCCGCCCCCGCCCCGUCUUCGGCUGGGUCUCCGUCGCCGCCCUGCUGGCCCGGCCUCACGGCUCGGGGACCCCGGCGGUGCCUUAGUCCCCCGCGCGCCAUGGCCCAGCCUGGCGAGGAGGAGGCCGUGCCCCGGCCCGAGGCCACCGUGCAGAUCCGCGUCGCCAUCCAGGAGGCCGAGGAUGCGGAGGAGCUGGAGGACGAGAAGGAGGGGUUGGAGACGCGGGGCGCGGGGGACCCGGCCCGGUUCCUCAGCCCCGGCUGGGGCAGCGCCAGCGAGGAGGAGCCGAGCCGCGGGCACAGCAGUACCACGACAAGUGGGGGCGAGAAUGAGCGUGAGGACCUGGAGCAGGAGUGGAAGCCCCCCGAUGAGGAGCUCAUCAGGAAGCUGGUGGAUCAGAUUGAGUUCUACUUCUCCGAUGAAAACCUGGAGAAGGACGCCUUCCUCCUGAAGCACGUGCGGCGGAACAAACUGGGCUACGUGAGCGUCAAGCUGCUCACCUCCUUCAAGAAGGUGAAGCACCUUACUCGAGACUGGAGAACCACAGCUUAUGCCUUGAAGUAUUCAGUGACCUUGGAGUUGAAUGAGGACCACCGGAAGGUGAGGAGGACCACCCCUAUCCCACUGUUCCCCAACGAGAACCUCCCCAGCAAGAUGCUCCUGGUCUAUGACCUACACCUGUCCCCCAAGCUGUGGGCCCUCAGCACCCCGCAGAAGAAUGGCAGGGUGCAGGAGAAGGUGAUGGAGCACCUGCUCAAGCUCUUUGGGACUUUUGGAGUCAUCUCAUCAGUGCGGAUCCUCAAACCAGGGAGAGAGCUGCCCCCGGAUAUCCGGAGGAUCAGCAGCCGGUACAGCCAGGUGGGGACUCAAGAAUGUGCCAUUGUGGAGUUCGAGGAAGUAGAAGCAGCCAUCAAAGCCCAUGAAUUCAUGAUCACAGAAUCUCAGAGCAAAGAGAACAUGAAGGCUGUCCUGAUUGGUAUGAAGCCACCCAAAAAGAAACCUUCCAAAGAUAAAAACCAUGACGAGGAACCGACGGUGAGCAUCCACCUGAGCAAGUCCCUCAACAAGCGAGUGGAGGAGCUUCAGUACAUGGGGGACGAGUCCUCUGCCAACAGCUCCUCUGAUCCCGAGAGCAAUCCCACCUCCCCCAUGGCUGGCCGGCGGCACGUGGUCCCUAACAAGCUCAGCCCUUCUGCCCACCAAAAUCUCUUUCUGAGCCCAAAUGCCUCUCCAUGCUCAAGUCCUUGGAGCAGCCCGCUGGCCCAGCGCAAAGGCGUUUCCAGAAAAUCCCCACUGGCCGAAGACGCUAGACUGAAUUCCAGCACGAGUCCCGAGAUCUUCCGCAAGUGCAUGGAUUACUCCUCAGACAGCAGCGCCACGCCUUCGGGCAGCCCCUGGGUGCGGAGGCGCCGCCAAGCCGAGAUGGGAACACAGGAGAAGAGCCCGGGGGCGAGUCCCCUGCUGUCUCGGAAGAUGCAGACUGCAGACGGGUUGCCUGUGGGGGUGCUGAGGCUACCCAGAGGCCCCGACAACACCAGAGGGUUUCACGGGGGACAGGAGCGGGGCCGGGCCUGUGUAUAAAUCCCUUCCCUUAAUAUCAGCUCCUUUGGAAACCAUCUUUGUUAUCAAGGGUCUCACCAAUACCCGGCAUGACGUAGAGAGGAAUUCAGUCUCCUUUGAAAGAUUUUGUAUACACAGAGACCUCUUAAUUUAUAUAUUUUGUAAGGUAUGCAAAUUGUCUAGUGUGCCAGGGCUCAGAACAUUUAUUCUUCCCAGCAUGGUAUUAUGUCGAUGUCCCCUGACCCAGGAUAGUGGUUCUGGAGGGCUGUGGCAUGGCAGCUCCCUGGGGAGGAUCUGGUAAUAAUGGGUCUCUUUUUGGGGACUGGGCUUUUCCCUACAGGGAACGAGCUGUCCUUGACAGGCUGAGCAAAGGCUUUGUAAGAGCCCAAAGGAGUUUUGUUGUGCAACAGCAAAUAGUUAAGCCAACAGCAUGGUGUCUUACAGGACCAUACGUAUGCUCCCUGUCAAGUGAAUAAAUAAUAAAACACCCACCGGAAGUGCUGGCUUCAAGGUCAUGGGCUGCGCCCAACACAGGUCUGUGUGCAUCUGACAAGGCUGCAGGUGGCAUGUCGUGAGGCCCUAGGGAGUUCAGCAGGGGUGUACACCCUCAGCGCACCCCACAGGCUCUCCCUGGGGCUCCUGGAAGCCUGAGGGGCUUCUUAUCACAAUGCAUCUUUCUGAGGGGACUGCCUAGAGCAGACCAGGUUUCUCUAGAGAGGAGGCUGGACUUAAAGCACUGGCCUCUCGUGGAACUUUGGUAGAAAUGCAAGUUCUUAGGCCACUCUGGGCCUGCUGAACCAAAAGCUCUGGGAGGACGGCCUGGCAUCUGGGUGUUGACCAGCCCUCCAGGUGAUUCUGGUACAUGACAGUGUGGGAACUGCUGGUGGGGACCACGGCCGUAGGGCUUGUGCUCUGCUAGACUGACUCACAUGUCUCUCUCUAUUUGGUGAGCCUGGGAUGAUUACUGAGUUUCCUGAGCCUCUUUCUAUCCCGAGGAAGUGCUGUGUCAGGAUGUCAGUGUCUGGAGUACCCCUGGCCUCCUAAAUGUCAUCUUUCCUUCUCACUUGGGUUAAUGUCCAUUAUCAUCGGAAACUGUCUUGGAGCCAGGAGUGCUGGUGCAUGCCUAUCAUUCCAGCACUCUGGGAGGCUGAGGCAGGAGGACUGCAAGUCAGUGGGCAACUUGGGGACUUAACAAAACCUGGCCUCAAAAUUAAAAAAUUAAAAAGGGCUGGUGAUCCAGCUCAGUUCAGAUGUCCUGCAUUCAAUCCUGUAUUGCAGAAACAAAAAAACAAAACAAAAAGCCAUCUUGGUGUACUAGAAAGACCUCUAGCCUAGAUUCCAGGGUUGACUUGUGCACUUGUGAUGUGUUAAGUAUUAGAACUUUCACUAAGCUUCGGACAGUGAGUAUUUUCCACAAGUACUAAGCUAAGAGCUUUCCACGCACUAUCUCAUUUAAUCCUCCCAAAAACCACGUGAAAAAAGCUCAGGUAUCUCUACUUGGUACCACAAAAAAACAGAUGCUAUGUGGUUAACCAACUUGUUCCAAAGCUGAGCAGCUAGACUGCCGGAGCCAGGCCUGGCGGUCACAUUCUUGACUACUGCACCAUAUGUGAUGUGGCUGAGCCUGACCAUCCACAGUCACAAGAUGCGACCAGAAAGUACUGGCGUUUGUCCUACAGCCACUGCUGUGCUGGGCAUUUUGUUAGACAUGUUAGACAUGUUAUUCCACUCAUCCUCAUGUUUCCGUAAGGUACUGUUCCGGUUUUACACGUGAAUCUAUUGGGGGAGGAGAAUAACACUCACCUCGGCCAAUCGUGGAAAUGCAAGAUGCCACUGUACUUUAAAUGAUACAGCUCGACACAAGUUAGCAUGUGAUUAGCAUCUGGCUAGUAAGUUGAUCCUGGGCUCCUUAGGCCCUUAUGUAUCCCAUAAGUCCCAGAAGAAUUUCUGUGACCGGAUAAAUAACCUCAGGAGUUUCUCAGAUUUGCCAUUGCUACCACUGCCUGGUAUAGGCAGCCCAAAGGCUGGAUCUAGACCCCAGGCCUUGGGCCUCCCAGGUCUGGGCAGUAUCAUGGCAGCCUCCUUGACUUCACUAACUCUUUUCCCAUCAUCCUUCCCCGCUCCUCCCCACCUGCUCCUGGCCAUCGGGCCAUCUAGGCUUCCACAGCUCUUCUUGGCAUGGUCUUAAGCUAUUCUACCCCUUUACAUUUCAGUAUACUCAACUCUAAUUUCAGGUGAACACCCAUGAAUCACAGUUACUUUUUAAAUACCUACAUUUUCACUUUCUGAGUGGAUACAGAUGAACUUGGCUUUCUCUCUGAGGUAUGACCCUGGGUGGUGUUAUAAAAACGCCCUGAAUCUGAAACAAGCAGGUCUGUCUAAGUUCAAGUCAUGGCUUUUCCAGUAUUGGCUUCCCCAUGUGAUCAGUGGAUGGUAAUCAGAUAUUCUUUACAUAAUGCCACAUAUGUGUGAGUGCUUUCUGAAUCAAGAAGGGCUUUGUAGAUGUUAGUUAUUAUUUAUGCGGCUCUCUAGUCCCCUCCCAAGACAAACCGUCCUUUGGCUGUGGGUUUUCACCUUCUCUUCAUGUUCGAAUCACCUUGAGAGCCCAUCCUGAGAUGUGAUUUAUCCAGUUCUGGGCGGAGUUCUCCCAGGUGAUUCCAAUGGGAUGCUCUGGUCCUUAACAAUGAAGAGGGAGGGGCCUGAGGGACAUCCAUCCCCCCUUCUUCUCCAAGGCUUGGUCCUCCUCUCUGCUCUGUGAGGCACUCACCAUGUUCCAGAGGUCUGAGCAUUUUGCCAACGAACCUGCUUUUUCUUAAGCUCUGGCCAAACCUUCAACUGGGACAUAGUCUUCCUGUUUGUUAGCAUAGCAGGCCUUUCUUGAAUAGCUUGACUGGGAAGCCCAGCCAACAGUAUUUUUACAGAUGUUUCACUCUCUUUAAUGAAAACCAGCUCCCUCUCUACCUUGGAACAUGGAGCCUCUGGACAUCUCCCCUUGAGGUGCUGGCAGAACAUCCAUGCUCGGCACCCGGCCCACACAUCACCUUGUCUUCCCGCAUGGCCACCGCACAUAUGUCUACUUGCUCCUCCUCCUGACUCCCCACCUCAGCCGGGGAUGAGGUGCUGUCACCAUCUCCUGAGUCACCCAGACUGGAAAUGAGACCACCUAGCAAUGGGGGGAAAGAUGCAGAUUCUAGAGUUCACCACCUGAGUUCAGAGCUUAAUGACCAUUGACAGAUGACUUGGCUUCCUUGUGCCUCAAUUGCCUCCCCCAUGUACGGUGGACGCUGUUAAUUCCUGUGAUUUGUUAGAAUUAGGGGAGUCAGUACCAGAAGCGCCUGCACAGGGUAAGUGCUCAAAGACUGUGAGGCUGCCAUACUUGUACCUGCUCCUUCCCAAGGAUCACACUCCCAAAAGAAUGCGGAACUAAUCAUUUGAGCUCUGCCUUGUUUGCUAUCUGCUCCCUCCCUCUCCCCAGUUCCCUACGUCCUUCUUCUAAGGUCUUCUCACCUCCAGCUGUCCUCCUUAACCUCUCCUCCAUUGUACCAUGUAUCACAAAGAGCUCUGGUCCCUUAACUUCAACACUGAAAAUAAAAUUGCCUUCUGCCUCAAGACAAAA